Messenger RNA from Meriones unguiculatus (Mongolian gerbil), 6786 nucleotides. It is a transcript of the gene Shroom3, whose product is annotated as shroom family member 3. Gene Ontology annotation, cellular component: adherens junction; apical junction complex; apical plasma membrane. Lineage: Eukaryota; Metazoa; Chordata; Mammalia; Rodentia; Muridae. Bases 290 to 6241 code for a protein of 1983 amino acids. Gene Ontology annotation, molecular function: actin filament binding. The transcript is spliced from 11 exons. The record is from RefSeq and is a predicted model, not a curated record. Gene Ontology annotation, biological process: actin filament organization.
GUGAAAGGCUUUUUACUUUUCUAGGUUUAAAAAAAGAAAAGACAAGGCUGCGGCGCGCGUGCCAGCCGAGAGCGGUCUGCGGUGACCCGUGGGGACGCGGUGGGCACACCCCGCCGGCCGGGACCCCCCCGCCCCGGUCCGCUUCCCCGGGUUGCCGCGAGCCACGGGCUGGAUGCGUUUCUCCCCGCGCGCGGGUAGCGCGCUGGACGGUCGAAGCCCAGCAGGGAAGCUCCGCUCGCCUCCGUUCGGGUCGGGGCCCUUUAAACGGAAGCCGACUUGACCGUGCGUGAUGAAGACCCCCGAGACCUUGGAGGAGCCCAGCGCCCCGCCGAACCCUGGCGGGACCCCCGGGGAGAGGUUCGUUUAUCUGGAAGCGCUCCUGGAGGGAGGGGCUCCCUGGGGCUUCACCCUGAAAGGCGGUCUGGAGCACGGUGAACCGCUCAUCAUCUCCAAGAUUGAAGAAGGAGGCAAAGCUGAUUCGGUGAGCUCCGGGCUGCAAGCCGGGGAUGAAGUCGUGCACAUCAACGAGAUGGCCCUGAGCAGCUCCAGGAGGGAGGCCGUCUCCCUGGUGAAAGGCUCCUACAAGACCCUCCGGCUGGUGGUGCGCAGAGAUGCUUGUGCAGAGCCGGGCCAUGCGGAUCCUGGUGCCUCUAACUCCCUCAGCUCAGAGCUGCUCAACUGCGGUCCCCAGCAUCGGAAAGCAACAUGGUCAGGAGGCGUGAAACUUCGGCUAAAGCAGAGGUGCAGUGAACCUGCCGCUCGCCCUCACUCGUGGCACACCACCAAACUUGGGGAGAACCAGCCUGAUGCCAGCAUGAUGCAGAUAUCUCAGGGCACAAUGGGCCCUCCCUGGCACCAAAGCUACCAUUCCAGCUCUUCCACAAGCGACCUCUCCAACUACGAGCAUGCUUAUCUGAGGCGGAGCCCUGACCAGUGCAGCUCGCAGGGGAGCAUGGAAAGCCUGGAGCCUAGCGGCGGAUACCCACACUGCCACCUCCUCUCCCCGGCCAAGUCCACGAGCAGCAUCGACCAGCUCGGCCACCUCCACAACAAAAGAGACUCUGCCUACAGCUCCUUCUCCACCAGUUCCAGCAUCCUCGAGUACCCGCCCCCUGCCGGCUCCGGCAGAGAACGGUCAGGCUCCGUGGACAUGAUCUCCGCCAGAGGAGGCCUCCUGGAAGGGAUGAGGCAGGCAGACAUUCGCUAUGUCAAGACAGUCUACGAUACCCGGAGGGGAGUGUCCUCAGAGUAUGAGGUGAACCCUUCAGCCUUGCUCCUUCCAGGCAGGGAUGCCCACAUGCCCGCAGAUAGUCAGGGCUGUGCUAAAUGGCAUAGCGUUCCUCGGGGCAAGGGAGCGCCACCCUCAACUUGGGGCCAGCAGUGCUCCGGUUCCCUGGAGACCUCCACUGACAACCUGCCCCAUAAAGUGGGCGCACCCAUGCCCCCCACUCGGAGUGACAGUUAUGCUGCCUUCCGGCACCGUGAGCGCCCCAGCUCCUGGUCCAGCCUUGAUCAGAAAAGGCUGUGCCGGCCUCAGACGAGCUCUUCCGGCUCCCUGAAAGCCCCGUUCAUCGAGGAACAGCUGCAUACCGUCCCAGAGAGGAGUCCAGAGAACAGCCCCCCAGUGAAGCCCAAGCAUCCGUACACUCAGAAGACGCAGCCGGGCCAACCUCUCCUGGCCACUGGCAUCUAUCCAGUGCCGUCUCCGGAGCCUCACUUUGCCCAGGUGCCCCAGCCCUCCGUGGGUAGCAAUGGUACAGUCUACCCCGCCCUGGUCAAAGAGAGCAGCUACACAGCUGCCCAGGAAGCUUGCAACAAGAUGGCUGCCUUAGAUGAGAACGGGAAUCGAAAGGAAGCCAGCAGGCCUGGGUUUGCCUUCUGCCAGCCCCUAGAACACGGCUCAGUGACCCCGGUGGAGAGAAAGUCAGAACCCACGGCCAAAUAUGUCUCCUACAAGGUCCAUUUUUCCUCAGUGCCUGAAAAUGAAGAUUCCUCCCUGAAGAAACAUGCCACGCCUCCCCAGGGCAACAGCCCAUAUCCCAGCGAGAGAAAGAACACCCACGGCAGCAGGGCGUGUUCGAACCCCCACGGCCUCUCAUCCCCUCAGGCCCAGGCCUUAAACGUGAGCGAUGACAGGAGGCCUUCCAGGCCCCCUCCGCCUUGGGAGGGCGACUUCCAGGAAGAUCACAACGCCAACCUCAGACAGAAACUCGAGAGGGAUGGCCAAGGCCAGAGCCUGUCAGGCAACUUCGGCAGGACCAAGUCGGCCUUCUCCUCUCUCCAGAAUAUCCCGGAGAGUCUAAAAAGACAAAAUAGCGCGGAGCUAGGAGGAGAAGCCCAGGAGGUGUACCCGGGGGGCAGGCCCACCUGUGCCCUCAACACCACGGUGGAGGACCCCGGGAGGAAAGCGGGGCCUGACAGCAGGGCCUACCUGGACAGGGCUCUUUCCUAUCCAAGGCCCGAGGGGACAGCGAAGGUCGCAGAAUCCUUGCACCCUGCAGACACGAGAUAUGAAGAGCCAACAGACCCGCCGCUGCACCACACACCCGGUGCUGGCCAGAGGAGACUCAGCACCAGCAGCGCCUCGGCCCUGCAGUACAGGAAGCCCCAGUGCUCCGUGCUGGAGAAGGUUUCCAAGAUAGAAGAGCGAGAGCAAGGGCGCCACCGACUCCCGAGUGUGGGCAGCUCCACUUAUGGCCUUAACUAUCGGCCCGGUAGGACGGGCCCAACCCCCAGUACUCCCGGUAGUGACUUCGAGGAUACAAAAGCCAGCAGCACCCGUGUCUCGGACUCCACUGAGCCCCUGCGCAACGGGGAGCAGAACCCCAAACCCGGGGAGUCUAAGCACGAAGAGGCUCCGCGGCAGCAGGGCGGCCCGCAGCCGAGGAGGGCUGCUGCGGAUGGCCGCGGGCCCCCCGCCCGAGGCAGCGAGCCCCCGAGGCCCGACGGCCGCCUGCUCCGCAGCCAGAGCACCUUCCAGCUCUACUGCGGCGACGAGGCGGAGAGAGAAUCGUCGUGGUCCGAGGACAGGCCCGGCACCCCGGAGUCGCCCCUGCUGGACGCGCCCUUCAGCCGCGCCUACAGGAACAGCAUCAAGGAUGCGCAGUCCCGCGUCCUGGGGGCCACCUCGUUUCGCCGCCGAGACCUGGAGCCGGCCACCCCGGCCACCUCGAGGCCCUGGCGCCCGCGACCCGCCUCUGCGCACGUGGGCAUGCGGAGCCCCGAGGCCACGGCGCCCACGGCCUCCCCGCACACCCCCCGGGAGCGACACAGCGUGACCCCGGCCGCACCCCAGGCCGCCCGCCGGGGUGGCGCCCGCCGGCGCCUCACGCCCGAGCAGAAAAAGCGCUCGUACUCGGAGCCCGAGAAGAUGAACGAGGUGGGGGUCUCAGAGGAGGCCGAGGCCGCGCCCCGCGGGCCCCCGAGGCCGGCGCCGCUGCGCUUCUCGGAGAGCACCGUGGCCGACCGGCGCCGCAUCUUCGAGCGCGACGGCAAAGCCUGCUCCACGCUCAGCCUGUCGGGCCCCGAGCUCAAGCAGUUCCAGCAGAGCGCCCUGGCCGACUACAUCCAGCGCAAGACCGGCAAGCGGCCGGCCUCCGCCGCCUGCCCCCUGGAGCCCGGGCCGCCGGAACGCGGCGCGCGCGGCCCCAGCCUGGCCUCCGCCUCCAGCCUGAGCUCGCUGCUGCGGGAGCCCGAGGCGCCGCCCCGCUGGGAGCACCCCCACCCGUCCGCCGCGGAGGCCCUGCAGGCGCCCCGAGAUCGCAGCAGCUCCUUCGCCAACGGACGCCUAGCUGGCGAGCGACGACGCUGGGACCCUCAGCCCCCCAGGCAGCCGCCCAGCGGGCCCACCUGUGCACCGAGGGGCGCCCAGAGAACGGACAGGAACCCCGACGGGCCGCCCCCCUGGGGCAUGGCGGCCGGGAAGGCGGGGAAGUCCAAGUCGGCCGAGGAUCUGCUGGAGCGCUCCGAUACCCUGGCGGUCCCCGUACACGUGCGGUCCAGGUCGUCUCCCACCUCAGACAAGAAAGGCCAGGAUGUGCCCCUGAGGGAACACGGUGGCUUUGGCUUUGUGAAGGAUCCAUGCUGUCUGCCUGGCCCUGGAUCUAGGUCUCUCAGUUGCUCAGACAGAGGCCAAAAAGAGCUGGCAUCGCCCCUACACCAUCCUGCCCCUUGCUGGAAUAGCUCAGGCUGCAAAGGCAACGUGGGUUCCUCAGCGCCUGUGGAAUGUUCCGGAGCCCCAGACCAUCCGAAGCAACCUAGAGCACCUUUCCCUAGGCCACUUCUGGUGGGAAUGCCAGGCCACUUCCCAGAUGCCAGAGCAUUCUCCGUGGCCCCCCUCAGCCCCCCUCUGCUGUCACCUGCCCCCUCCAGUUACCAUUCACAGCUUGCCAUCGAUGAGCAGACUGAGAGGAGUGGUCAGACGCGACAGCCUCUCCCAUCCCCCUCCUCUGCGGUGACCUACAGAAACAACAGCCACAGCCUGAGCCGGCCUCCCAGCCCGAGAUGCCACGAGGUCAGCAGCCCAGAACACGGGCUGGAAGAGGGAAUGUGGAAGAGGGCAUCCCUGCCCCAGCGACCCCCUCCACCCUGGGCGAAGUGGACCCACGCAGUCAGAGAGGACGGCCUUCCGGAGGAUGCCUCGUUGCCCGAGCUUGCCAACGCGAAGCACUACAAACACCAGAUGAGUCUUCAGAGUUCAUGCAGCACUUCCGACCCAGACACUCCAGGAAGGAUCUCCCUCCGAAUAUCCGAGUCAGCCCUGCAGACCUCCCCGCCGCCCCGGGGCGACUUCGAUGAUGACGUCUUCGUGAAGGACCUGCGCCCCAAGCUUACCUCCAGCCCCUCGUUUGACACUCUGCCCCCACCUCCACCACCGAGCCAGGAAACCCUAGCGAAUGGCUCAGAUGACUUUCCUCCACCUCCUCCCCCAGCCACGUGUGAGGCGUCGCCGGACAGUGAAGCUGACGAGGAGCCAGGCAGCAGCAGUUCCUGCAGACUUCCCAGGGUGACGGCCACCAGCGAAAGGCACACGCCUGGUGCAGCCACACCACCGCAGACUCCGCCCAAAGGUUCAGAGGCCGAGUCCAGCAUGCCCUGCCGCGAGAAUGCUCAACCUCAGCUCGCCAGUCCCCCUGGCAAGCAGCCCUCUCCCAGCCAGACCCGAAACCUCGCCCACGAACCCAUCAGCAGAACCCAGGACACAGGAGAGAAAAUCCACGCUGAGCCCCAGAAGACGUCGGAAGACAUCCGAACAGAGGCUCUUGCCAAGGAAAUUGUCCACCAAGACAAAUCUCUGGCAGACAUUUUGGACCCUGACUCCAGAAUGAAGACGACGAUGGAUCUGAUGGAGGGUUUGUUCCCCAGAGAUGCUAACGUGCUGAAGGAAAGCAGCUCCAAGAGGAAAGCCUUAGAAGUGACCACCAGACACCCUGGAUGUGAAGCCAAGACGAGCGAUGACAAGGAAGCCGUGGGCGCGCUGGUCCACUGCCCUGCCUACUACAGUGUGUCCGCCGCCAAGGCGGAGCUGCUGAACAAGAUCAAAGACAUGCCGGAGGAGGUGCCAGAGGAGGAGGAGCCAGAGGACGUCAACGAGAAGAAGGCUGAACUCAUCGGAAGCCUCACCCACAAGCUCGAGACCCUCCAGGAAGCGAAGGGGAGCCUGCUCAUGGACAUCAAGCUGAACAACGCCCUGGGAGAGGAGGUGGAGGCGCUGAUCAGCGAGCUCUGCAAGCCCAACGAGUUUGACAAGUACAAGAUGUUCAUAGGGGACUUGGAGAAGGUGGUCAACCUGCUGCUGUCCCUGUCCGGACGCCUCGCCCGGGUGGAAAAUGUCCUCAGUGGCCUUGGCGAAGACGCCAGCAAAGAGGAAAGGAGCUCUCUGAACGAGAAGAGGAAGGUCCUGGCUGGACAGCACGAGGACGCGCGGGAGCUCAAGGAGAACCUGGACCGGCGGGAGCGCGUGGUGCUGGCCAUCCUGGCCAACUACCUGUCGGCCGAGCAGCUACAGGACUACCAGCACUUCGUGAAGAUGAAGUCCACCCUCCUCAUUGAGCAGCGCAAGCUGGACGACAAGAUCAAGCUGGGCCAGGAGCAGGUCAAGUGCCUGCUGGAGUCGCUCCCGUCGGACUUCAGGCCCAAGGCUGGGGCCCUGCCCCUGCCCCCGGCCCUCACCAGCCACGGGACUCCUGGGGGCACCUCCGUACUCAGUGGCGUUCCCCCAACCUUGACCUCUCCGCUUUAACCCUCUCGAGAGACCCGACCAAAAGUCGCCACGCAUGACACUAUUUAAGCUGACUGAUGGUGAAUGGGGGCUUCCUGGUCAGGAGGAAACGGCUGUAUCCGGGGACCUUUCUUGCCUCGCACAGUGGUCUCCGAGCUCACCUGCUGCUGGACCCUUCCCCUGUAUCUACCUUGCCGCAGAAGGAAAGUCAAUGGCGCCGCGACCCUGACGGGAGGGCGUCUGAUGUGCAGGUUCGCACGGGCCGAAGCAGCGUGGACAAGCGUGUGCCACCCUCAGGAAAGUACCCACGGCGGCCUUCUGCACCGGAGGGCAGGGCACCCUGAUGGCGGGAUGCAAGGACCAGCCUGCGACACGAAGCCUUAAAAAGACGCACGCGUUAAGGAAACUGUAAAACGUUGCCCAUUUUUGUUAUUUAUAUUUUAAAGAUGAAAAGAUCAUUGUGUCUGUGUGCUAACCACUUACUUGAUUCUGUUCUGUGGUGGGUGUAGACGAUUACGCUGGAGCUUUGUAUUUUGUGAAAACCUUAAUGAAGAAUUCCAAAGACA